Molecule: messenger RNA, 3968 nt
Organism: Symphalangus syndactylus (siamang)
Lineage: Eukaryota; Metazoa; Chordata; Mammalia; Primates; Hylobatidae
Gene: KCNC4
Product: potassium voltage-gated channel subfamily C member 4
Biological process (GO): potassium ion transmembrane transport; protein homooligomerization; action potential
Cellular component (GO): neuronal cell body membrane; axon terminus; dendrite membrane
Molecular function (GO): delayed rectifier potassium channel activity; protein binding
Source: RefSeq, a predicted model, not a curated record
UCGGGGUGAAGGCGGGGGCGUGUCCCGUCCUAGCGGGGGACCGUGUGUGUGCUUGCUUCUACUUCCCCGGGUCCUCCCUCUCUCCUCCUCCCUCUCUCCGGAGCUUCCUGCCCUAACCCCAACCACCUGUGUACCGGAGAAAUCCAACUCCUCCCGCUCCGCGUCCUGGGGGGAUAGGCAGGGACAGGGCCAAGCCGCAGAGGGGGCCGCCACCGCCUCCUGCCUCCUCUUCGCCUCCUCCCCCUCCCCCGUCUGACGCUGCCUCCUCGGGAAGGGUGUUUGGAGGGCAGCGGCCGCCCCAAGCCGGAGCCCCGCAGCGCUUCUUAUGAUCAGCUCGGUGUGUGUCUCCUCCUACCGCGGGCGCAAGUCGGGGAACAAGCCUCCGUCCAAAACAUGUCUGAAGGAGGAGAUGGCCAAGGGCGAGGCGUCGGAGAAGAUCAUCAUCAACGUGGGCGGCACGCGACAUGAGACCUACCGCAGCACCCUGCGCACCCUACCGGGAACCCGCCUCGCCUGGCUGGCCGACCCCGACGGCGGGGGCCGGCCCGAGACCGAUGGCGGCGGUGUGGGCAACAGCGGCAGCAGCGGCGGCGGGGGCUGCGAGUUCUUCUUCGACAGGCACCCGGGCGUCUUCGCCUACGUGCUCAACUACUACCGCACCGGCAAGCUGCACUGCCCCGCCGACGUGUGCGGGCCGCUCUUCGAGGAGGAGCUCACCUUCUGGGGCAUCGACGAGACCGACGUGGAACCCUGCUGCUGGAUGACUUACCGGCAGCACCGCGACGCCGAGGAGGCGCUCGACAUCUUCGAGAGCCCGGACGGAGGCGGCAGCGGCGCGGGGCCCAGCGAUGAGGCCGGCGACGAUGAGCGGGAGCUGGCCCUGCAGCGACUGGGCCCCCACGAGGGAGGCGCGGGCCAUGGCGCCGGGUUUGGGGGCUGCCGCGGCUGGCAGCCCCGCAUGUGGGCGCUCUUCGAGGAUCCCUACUCCUCCCGGGCCGCUAGGGUAGUGGCCUUUGCCUCUCUCUUCUUCAUCCUGGUCUCCAUCACCACUUUCUGCCUGGAGACCCAUGAGGCCUUUAAUAUCGACCGCAACGUGACAGAGAUCCUCCGCGUAGGGAACAUCACCAGCGUGCACUUCCGGCGGGAGGUAGAGACAGAGCCCAUCCUGACCUACAUCGAGGGCGUAUGCGUGCUGUGGUUCACACUGGAGUUCCUGGUGCGCAUCGUGUGCUGCCCCGACACGCUGGACUUCGUCAAGAACCUGCUCAACAUCAUCGACUUUGUGGCCAUCCUGCCCUUCUACCUGGAGGUGGGGCUGAGCGGCCUAUCAUCCAAGGCGGCCCGCGACGUGCUGGGCUUCCUGCGCGUGGUGCGCUUCGUGCGCAUCCUGCGUAUCUUCAAGCUCACACGCCACUUCGUGGGGCUGCGCGUGCUGGGCCACACCCUGAGGGCCAGCACCAAUGAGUUCCUGCUGCUUAUCAUCUUCCUGGCCCUGGGUGUGCUCAUCUUUGCCACCAUGAUCUACUACGCUGAGCGCAUUGGGGCCAGGCCCUCCGACCCUCGGGGUAAUGACCACACCGACUUCAAGAACAUCCCCAUUGGUUUCUGGUGGGCUGUGGUCACCAUGACGACACUGGGCUAUGGAGACAUGUACCCCAAGACGUGGUCAGGCAUGCUGGUAGGGGCACUGUGUGCGCUGGCUGGCGUGCUCACCAUCGCCAUGCCGGUGCCUGUCAUCGUCAACAACUUCGGCAUGUACUACUCCCUGGCCAUGGCCAAGCAGAAGCUGCCCAAGAAACGGAAGAAGCACGUGCCACGGCCGGCCCAGCUGGAGUCACCCAUGUACUGCAAGUCUGAGGAGACCUCCCCCCGGGACAGCACCUACAGUGAUACCAGCCCCCCUGCCCGGGAAGAGGGUAUGAUCGAGAGGAAACGGGCAGACUCUAAGCAGAAUGGCGAUGCCAACGCAGUGCUGUCCGAUGAGGAGGGAGCUGGCCUCACCCAACCCCUGGCCUCGUCCCCUACCCCCGAGGAGUGCCGGGCCCUGCGACGCUCCACCACUCGAGACAGAAACAAGAAGGCAGCUGCCUGCUUCCUGCUCAGCGCUGGGGACUAUGCCUGCGCAGAUGGUAGUGUCCGGAAAGGCACAUUCGUCCUCCGUGACCUUCCCCUUCAGCAUUCACCUGAGGCUGCAUGCCCUCCAACUGCUGGGACUCUGUUCCUGCCACAUUGAGGAAGGGGGCUGGGCACGACAUGGCAUCAUACUCAGGAGCCUUCUUCACCAGCUCCUUGGGACAAUGGAAUAUCCCAGGGUGGUGACAGCAGAUGGAGCUACUUGGGGGAGAGCUCAAGUUGGUCAGGCAACAGCUGGGGUGAUGGCCUGUGAGCCACAGGCCACAUCAGGAACUUUCCCCACUGCCUCCAUGCAAGGCUGCAGAGCUAUGGUCCCUUUCUCCACUGCACUGGAGCUUUGAAGACCUAAGAGGCUAGUGGUUCCUGGAGCUAGUGGUUACCUGAACAGGUAUGGCGAUGAGCUACAACAUCACCUGAGUCACCAGAGUUGGGUUGGCAGAGGGGUGAAGGGCUCACCCCAUUCCCUGACCCAUCCAUGCUCUUCCUGGCCUUUUAGCCCUGGGUUCCUCAUGCCUUCCAGCUCUGCUCCUGGCCUACUCCUCAGCCCACACCCUGUGGGUCAGCAGCUGGCUUCCUUCUAACAUCUCAUUCUUUGUUUCUACCUUUCUUUUGCCGAACUCCCUGUCCCCCCAACCCCAGAAGGCAAUGUUGAGCCGAAAGCGUGCGUCCCAGUGUCUCACACCUGUGCUCUUUAAACACAGAGACCUGCCAAGACGCCCUCUCGUCCAACUAUGCCCAGGCUGAAGUCCUCACCCUCUCUUAAAGCGGCACCAACGUGAGAGAGACAGGCAGACAGACAGAAAGCCAGAGGCUUAGGGAAACUCUGGAACCCAGACAAGAAUCUUUUCGCUGGGAAAGACUCAGAUAUCCUUGUUUGCACAGGACUGGUGGAAAAUCUCCCAUGCGACCCUCGGGGCCCAGAGCCAUCUGGGUCUGAUGUUCUGUUCUGUUGUACAUUGAAGAGAUAUAUAUGCACAUAUAGUAUCUAUAUUCAUACAUACUAUACUCUUGUGUGUAGUGCACGUGCUAUUGGUGGUUUGUCUUCUUUGUUAGGCUGUGUCUCCCUAAGCUCUUGCCCCACCCAGAGUUUCCCAACCCCUUCACUGAUUUCUGUUGUUUCUGCUGACUGUGUGCGUGGAAUGUCCCAAGAAAAGUGCAUCUGGGAAUUGCCAGUCCAGCUGGGUGGCCCCAGGCUCCUAUCUUGGGGAUGUUUCCCCUGUCAGCAAGUAACUUGGUGAAGUCUAUUGAAGGCCAGACUGCCCCCUAGGGUCACUGCUUCACUAGCCCCACCCCACCCCAGAUUGGGGUUCUACCUCCCACCCCACAUCCUCGUUGUGGGGGGACUUCCAGGGGCUCCUCUGCAGCCUCCUCCACUCCUUCCUCCACCCCAUCUGUGUCCUUGACUUGGGGGGGCAUUUUGUCUUUUUUAUUUUUGAUUUUGUUCUGUCUCCUUUGUCUGUUUGUUGUCAAAGAUGCUGCUGGGCAGACGGGCAGGGAAAGGAUCUGUCUGCCCAUCUGGCCCAGGGGGUCUGAGAAGGGAAGCCUUGGGCAAGAGGAGACCAGUUGCAAUACUGUACUUCCUGGCCAGUGGCCAGAGGAUGCGUGCAAUAGCAGAGGCCAGGUGACCCCUUCAGCCUUGGCCUCUGCCCCUCCCUUGGCCCUCCCUCCCUACUCCUCCCUGGUGUUGGUCAGUCCUUUUCUAAAGCUGUCCCCUCGUGUGUGUCUGGGGCAUGCCCAGGCUGGGCCCUGUGCCUUGUCUGCAUGCCUCCAACUGUCAUGCUGUGCUCGAGUCCCAAUAAAGACAUCUGGAGCAUCCUGCUGCUCCUGCUGUGUGA